GAGUUGUAACAUCAGAAUGGGAGAUGACACAUCACUACUCACCUUCCACCUUCUCUGAGGAAAAGAGUGAGUAAGAAACAGCAGUGAUCCAGGAGUCUUCAUCUCAAAAGAGCUCCAGGAAUCAUGCUGGAGAAGUUCUGCAACUCUACCUUUUGGAAUUCCUCAUUGCUGGACAGCCCGGAGGCGGACCUGCCACUUUGCUUUGAGCAAACUGUUCUGGUAUGGAUUCCCUUGGGCUUCCUUUGGCUCCUGGCCCCUUGGCAACUUCUACAUGUGUACAGAUCCAGGAACAAGAAAUCUUCUAUAACCAAACUCUACCUUGCGAAGCAGGUGCUUGUUGGGCUUCUUCUUAUUCUAGCAGCCAUAGAGCUGGCCUUUGUACUCAUAGAAGACUCUGGACAAGGCACGGUCCCUGCCGUUAGAUAUACCAACCCAAGCCUCUACCUGGGCACAUGGCUCCUGGUUUUGCUGAUCCAACACAGCAGGCGCUGGUGUGUGCAGAAGGACUCUUGGUUCCUGUCCCUCUUCUGGAUUCUCUCAAUACUCUGCGGCACUUUCCAGUUACAGACUCGGAUCCGGACGCUUUUAAAGGGCAACAACUCCAGUCUAGCCUACUCCUGCCUGUUCUUCAUCUGCUAUGCAUUCCAGAUCCUGAUCCUGGUCCUGUCAGCAUUUUCAGAAAAAGGCUCAUCAGAUAAUCCAUCACUCACGGCUUCAUUUCUGAGUAAAAUUACCUUUAGUUGGUAUGACAGCAUUGUUCUGAAAGGCUACAAGCAGCCUCUGACGCUCGAAGAUGUCUGGGAUGUGGAUGAACAGAGUAAAACCAAGGUGCUAGUCAGCAGAUUUGAAACACACGUGGCCGGGGAGCUGCAGAAGGCCAGGCGGGCACUGCAGAGACGGCAGCAGAAAGCCCAGAGGAACUCUGGAACCAAGCUGCAUGGGCUGAACAAGAACCAGAGUCAAAGCCAAGAUGUCCUUGUCCUGGAAGAAGCUAAAAAGAAAAAGAAGAAGUCUGGGACCGCAGAAGACUUUCCUAAAUCCUGGUUGGUCAAGACCCUCUUCAAAAUCUAUGGCAUGCUCACGUUUCUGAACCCACAGCUGCUGAAAUUGCUGAUCUCCUUCGCAAAUGACCGUGACGCCUACGUGUGGAUUGGGUAUCUCUAUUCAAUCCUUUUCUUCGUUGUGGCCCUCCUCCAGUCUUUCUGCCUUCAGUACUACUUUCAAUUGUGCUUCACGCUGGGCGUAAAUGUACGGACAACCAUCAUGGCCUCCGUAUAUAAAAAGGCACUGAACCUGUCCAACCGGGCGAGGAAGCUGUACACCGUUGGGGAAACAGUGAACCUGAUGUCUGUGGAUGCCCAGAAGCUCAUGGACGUGACCAACUUCAUCCACCUGCUGUGGUCAAAUGUUCUACAGAUUGUGUUAUCCAUCUACUUCCUAUGGAUAGAGCUGGGACCCUCAGUAUUAGCGGGUGUUGGGGUGAUGUUGCUUCUAAUCCCAGUUAAUGGGGUAAUCGCCACCAAGAAUAAGGCUAUUCAGGCAAAAAAUAUGAAUAAGAAAGACAAACGUUUGAAGAUCAUGAAUGAGAUUCUCAAUGGAAUCAAGAUCCUGAAAUAUUUUGCCUGGGAACCUUCAUUCAAAAACCAAGUCAAUGACAUUCGGAAGAAAGAGCUCAAGAAUCUGCUCACCUUUGGGCAGAUGCAGUCUAUGAUAAUGUUCCUCUUAUACUUAACUCCAGUCCUGGUAUCUGUCGUCACAUUUUCAGUUUAUGUCCUGGUGGACAGCAAUAAUAUUUUGGAUGCAAAAAAGGCCUUCACCUCCAUCACCCUCUUCAAUAUCCUACGCUUCCCCCUGGGUAUGUUUCCCAUGAUGAUCUCCUCGCUGCUCCAGGCCAGUGUUUCCUUGGAACGGCUGGAGAAGUACUUGGGAGGGGAUGACUUGGACACAUCGGCCAUUCGACAUGACUCUCAUUUUGACAAAGUCGUGCAGUUUUCUGAGGCCUCCUUUACCUGGGACCAGGAGACGGAAGCCACAAUUCGAGAUGUGAACCUGGACAUCAUGCCGGGCCAGUUGGUGGCUGUGGUGGGCACUGUGGGCUCUGGGAAAUCCUCCUUGAUGUCAGCUAUGCUGGGAGAAAUGGAAAAUGUCCAUGGGCACAUCAACAUCAAGGGCACGAUAGCCUACGUCCCACAGCAGUCCUGGAUCCAGAAUGGCACCAUAAAGGACAACAUCCUUUUUGGAUCAGAAUUCGAUGAAAAGAGAUACCAGCAAGUUCUAGAGGCCUGUGCCCUCCUCCAAGACUUGAAAGUGCUGCCCGGGGGAGACCUGGCUGAGAUUGGAGAGAAGGGCAUAAAUCUCAGUGGGGGCCAGAAGCAGCGCAUCAGCCUGGCCAGAGCGACCUAUCAAAAUGCAGACAUCUAUAUUCUGGAUGACCCCCUGUCGGCCGUGGAUGCUCACGUGGGAAAACACAUUUUCCAUAAGGUCUUGGGUCCCAAUGGCCUAUUGAAAAGCAAGACUCGACUCCUGGUUACACAUAGCAUUCACUUUCUUCCCCAAGUGGAUGAGAUUGUGGUUCUGGAGAAUGGCACCAUCUCAGAGAAGGGGUCCUACCGUGCCCUGCUAGCCAAGAAAGGGCUGUUUGCUAAGAACCUGAAGACAUUUGUAAAGCAGGCGGGUCCUGAAGGAGAAGCCACAGUCAAUGAGGACAGUGGAGAAGAAGAUGACUAUGGGCUGAUGACCAGUGUGGAGGAAGUCCCUCAGGAUGUAGCCUCCUUUACUAUGAACAGAGAAAACAGCCUUCAUCGAACACUUAGCCGCAGAUCGAGGUCUAGUAGCAGGCGUCUGAAGACCCUGAAACACUCCUUGAGAACUCAGAAUGUGAAUACCCCGAAAGAGGAGAAAGAACUAGUGAAAGGACAAAAAUUAAUUGAGAAGGAAUUCAUACAAACUGGAAAGGUCAAGUUCUCCAUCUACCUGAAAUACCUACAAGCAGUAGGAUGGUGUUCAAUUUUCUUCAUCGUCUUUGCCUAUGUAACCAGUUUUGUGGCUUUGAUUGGCUCCAAUCUCUGGCUUAGCGUUUGGACCAGUGACUCUAAAACCUUCAAUGCCUCCAACUACCCAGCCUCUCAGAGGGAUAUGAGAAUUGGCGUCUAUGGAGCCCUGGGAUUAACACAAGGUAUAUUUGUGCUCCUAGCAAAUAUCUUGAGUGUCUAUGGUUUCUCGCAUGCAUCAAACAUCCUGCACAAGCAACUGCUGAACAAUAUCCUUCGAGCGCCCAUGAGUUUUUUUGACACAACACCCAUAGGCCGGAUUGUGAACAGGUUUGCUGGAGAUAUUUCCACCGUGGACGACACGCUCCCUGUGUCCUUGCGCAGCUGGAUUCUGUGCUUCCUGGGGAUCAUGAGCACCCUGUUCAUGAUCUGCUUGGCCACUCCAGCCUUCAUCAUCAUCGUCAUUCCUCUCGGCAUAAUUUAUGUGUCUGUUCAGAUAUUUUAUGUGGCCACUUCCCGCCAGCUGAGGCGUUUGGACUCAGUCACCAGGUCCCCACUCUACUCUUUCUUCAGUGAGACCGUGUCGGGUUUGCCUGUCAUCCGUGCAUUUCAGCACCAGCAACGAUUUCUAAAACACAGUGAGGAGUUGAUUGACACUAACCAGAAAUGUGUCUAUUCCUGGAUUAUCUCCAACAGGUGGCUUGCAGUUCGUCUGGAGCUGGUUGGGAACCUGAUUGUCUUCUUUUCAUCCUUGAUGAUAGUUAUUUACACACUUUCUAAAUAGGUUUCAAUCACACAAACCUUAAACUGGCUGGUGAGGAUGACCUCAGAAGUCGAGACCAACAUUGUGGCUGUUGAGCGAAUAAAUGAGUACAUAAAUGUGGAAAAUGAGGCACCCUGGGUGACUGAGAAGAGGCCCCCAGCAGGUUGGCCCAGCAAAGGGGAGAUUCAGUUUAACAACUACCAAGUACGGUACCGGCCUGAGCUGGAUCUGGUGCUGAAAGGGAUCACUUGUGACAUCAGGAGCCAGGAGAAGAUCGGUGUGGUGGGCAGGACAGGAGCUGGGAAGUCAUCCCUGACAAACAGCCUCUUCAGAAUCCUAGAGGCUUCCGGUGGCCAGAUCAUCAUUGAUGGGGUAGAUAUCGCUUCCAUUGGGCUCCACGACCUCCGAGAGAAACUGACCAUCAUCCCCCAGGAUCCCGUCCUGUUCUCUGGAAGCCUGAGGGUGAAUCUAGACCCUUUCAACAGCUACUCAGAUGAGGAGGUUUGGAAGGCCCUGGAGCUGGUUCACCUCAAAUCCUUUGUGGCCAACCUGCCACUUGGCUUGUCCCACGAGCUGACAGAGGCUGGUGACAACCUCAGCAUCGGGCAGAAGCAGCUACUGUGCCUGGCCCGGGCUCUGCUUCGGAAAUCCAAAAUUCUGAUCAUGGAUGAGGCCACCGCUGCAGUCGAUCUAGAGACAGAUCAGCUCAUCCAGAUAACCAUCCGAAAGGAGUUCUCCCACUGCACGGCGAUCACCAUCGCCCACAGGCUGCACACCAUCAUGGACAGCGACAAGGUAAUGGUCCUAGACAACGGGAAGAUUGUCGAGUUUGGCAGCCCCGAAGAGCUGCUGGCAAAACCUGGCCCCUUUUAUUUUAUGGCCAAAGAAGCUGGCAUUGAGAAUGCGAACAGCACCGCCCUCUGACAGGUCCCGUGGCUUAGAGAAGGACUAGAAGGAUCAUUCCUUAUUUAAUUUUAUUUUGGGGAACUGUACCACACAUUGAGGAGUGUGUGUAAAAUGUACGUUUUAAAGAAGGAUCAGAAGUGCAUACCCGUGUCCCCACUCCCCAGGUUAAGGAAAUGAAUAUCACCAGCUACAUCAGAAUCCUCUGAUGGCCCCUUUGCUAGCCUGCUGCCUACCCCCAGAGAUACCACUAUCCUGAAUCUCAUAAUUAUUAUCCCCUCGUUUUCCAUUUUAGUUUUAUCACUUUGUAUGUAUCUUCAAACAAUGUGUAUGUACCUUUUAAGAAACAUAUGCAAUUUUUAAGAAACGUAUGCAAAUGGCCUGACUCAUGCCGCCUGCAUUCUUCUAUGACUUUUCUUCAAUAUCACUUUUGAGAUUUAGCCACGUUUGAUGCUCAGUCGUGGGGUUAGUUUGCUCCCACUGCCACAGUUUAUCCAUUUUAAUGUUCAUCAGCAGUAGGGUUACAUCUAGGGUGG
This is a messenger RNA of Myotis davidii, 5192 nucleotides long. RefSeq names its product ATP binding cassette subfamily C member 2 (gene ABCC2). Gene Ontology annotation, biological process: transmembrane transport. Gene Ontology annotation, molecular function: ATP hydrolysis activity; ABC-type transporter activity; ATP binding. The record is from RefSeq and is a predicted model, not a curated record. Lineage: Eukaryota; Metazoa; Chordata; Mammalia; Chiroptera; Vespertilionidae. Gene Ontology annotation, cellular component: apical plasma membrane. The transcript is spliced from 33 exons.